Molecule: messenger RNA, 1005 nt
Organism: Penicillium cataractarum
Lineage: Eukaryota; Fungi; Ascomycota; Eurotiomycetes; Eurotiales; Aspergillaceae
Exons: 1
Coding region: 1-1005 (334 amino acids)
Biological process (GO): protein prenylation
Cellular component (GO): cytoplasm
Molecular function (GO): protein prenyltransferase activity
Source: RefSeq, a predicted model, not a curated record
AUGACGACCCCCGAAGAUGCAUUCCAACAGCUCGCCAGCGUCUUCGCUUCUCGAGGUGAUGAUAUCCUCGAGAUCGAGAUCAUCCCGCCGAGUCUAGGCUCCCCAUUUCUCCAGGAUGGGUGUUUCAUCGGAACCACCAAGAAGACUCUGGUGCAAGCUUAUACGGUCGCACGACAACUCUUCUUUAAAAAGCUCAUGUCCAUGACGGAUGAUGAGCUGCUCGCCAAUCUCCUGAACGAGAACCAAAGCACUGACAUCGUGUCAGAUCUUGUUAUCACUGAGAUCAUGCUGCUCUUCGACUGCGAGCAUUUAACAGCGUGUAACUGGCGUAAGCGCCGAUUGAUGGCCGCCCUUGCGCGGUGUCAGGGUGCUCCAGAUCGACACUCCCAGCUGCUUCGGGUCUUGAGGAGGGAGCUUACGUUGUUGCAGAGCUAUCAAUGCUCACCGCUGCAUCGACAUACGAAGUCACCCACCUUGUGGUCACAUCGACUAUGGGUGCUGAAGCAGCUCCUCAAACUCGAAGAGCAAAGCCCAGAAGCUCUGCUGGACCUUGAGCGCCAUGAGCUGGCCGUCGUCCUCCGCGCCGCAGAGCUCCACCCAAAGAACUACUAUGCUUUCACCUAUAUGCGCCAGCUUCACGCUCUCCUCGCAGGAAUCCCUGUCGAGCCCAAGGAUGCUUCAAGCUGGGCAGGCUUAUUAGCGAAGACGCUGGUCAAUCCCGUGCUAGACUGGUGUCUUGCCAAUCCACGCGAUAUCUCCGGCUGGGCUUUUGGGAUCUAUUUGCUCAAUCAUGUCCCGGACCAACAGCUCCGAGCUGACGCUGUUGGUAGGGUGCUUCGUUUUGCGCGAGACGUGGGAUGGGAAGGGGAGAGUUUGUGGACAUUUAUUGACCUGACGGUGCGCCAAUUUGAUCUCGAGGAGGUGGUGGAUGAAGUAUUCAUCCACGAUCAAGGGAGGCGAGACCCUGCGUCUACCACAGAAUCCCAAAUCUCUCCAACGAAGUAG